AUGGCCAGUAGACCCGGAAGUAGAUCCAAAACUCGAGCAACUCUUAAGGAGUUGACCUUUCUGAUCAAGAAUUUGGCUAAGGCUAUGACUUCUCAACUGAACCAUCAACAAGAGCCUGACCUAGCUGGCGACGUGUUUAAGAAAGUAGCCUCUAGGAAUCCACCUGUAUAUGAUGGAAAAGAGGACCCAACCAGUCUUGAGAACUGGAUUAGGGAGUUUGAUAAACUGUUUACUGCUGUUAGGUGUGAUGAUGAGUUAAAAAUCAAUAAUGCUACAUACUACCUAAGAGAGGAAGCUGAUUUAUGGUGGUCCCAAAGGAAGGAGUCGUUGGCGACUCAAGAGGAUUUUGGGUGGGAGCAAUUUAAGGAAGCCUUGAGAACCAAGUUUUACCCACCUUACUUAAGGAAAAAGAAGUGCCUAGAGUUUACCAACCUGAGGAUGGGGACCAUGACUGUCAAUGAAUACUACUCUAAGUUCAUAGAGUUAAUGAGGUUUGCACCUGAAAUGGUUCCAACUGAAGUUUUGAAGGCUCAACGAUUUGAGCAAGGGUUAAACUUGUCCAUUCAAGGGAAAUUGGGAGGGGCUAACUUUAAUAGCCUUGAUGAAGUGUAUGGAAGAGCUGCCCAUCUAUUCGGGAUCAAUGGAAGAGAGCUAGAUUUGAAUCCUGGAGAUAAAAGGAAGGGGUCUAGUAAUGGGUUUCAAGGUGGAGAUAAGCGUCAAAAGACUAAUGGAGGAUUCAAGCAAGGAAAGGAUGAUAAAAAUAAUGGGAAUAACAACCAUCGUAGUCAAUCUGAAAAUGGAAAGUCCAAGAGAGUCUACUACUGCAAAAGAUGUCCAAGAAACCACCCAGGGAAGGACUGUGAAGGAAAUCUGGUAACUUGUAGGAUUUGUAGCAAGUUAGGCCAUAGAGAAUAUGAGUGCUUCCAGAAAGACUCAACAUCAGCAAAUCCUAAGCCGACUCAGAAUCCGGGAGGUAAUGGGAGCAAAGGACUCCAACAGCAAUCAGUGACCCAUAAUAGUGUUCCUCCUAAGAAUGGGUAA
Beta vulgaris subsp. vulgaris (sugar beet) is the source of this 1041-nucleotide messenger RNA. RefSeq lists its product as uncharacterized. The record is from RefSeq and is a predicted model, not a curated record. The coding region runs from base 1 to 1041 and encodes 346 amino acids. The transcript has a single exon. NCBI's taxonomy places the organism in Eukaryota, Viridiplantae, Streptophyta, Magnoliopsida, Caryophyllales, Amaranthaceae.